Messenger RNA from Camellia sinensis, 1949 nucleotides. The record is from RefSeq and is a predicted model, not a curated record. Lineage: Eukaryota; Viridiplantae; Streptophyta; Magnoliopsida; Ericales; Theaceae.
CAUCAAAGUGUUGGCACGGCCUUGUAUUCUUUUUAAAGUGAUAUUCACAUUUAUCAACACUCUCAUUAGAAGAAUAUACGUCUUACCCAACCUUAUUUCCUUGUACUUCUCACCUUAGUCUUUAUUUGAAAGACUGAUCAACAAUGGGCAAUGGGCAAUGUUCUGAAUCCAAUUUCUUGUCCACUAAACUUCUGCAAGAAAACUAAGAAACCGAUGCCAAUCCAAACCAUGUUCAAGCUUCCUUAUCCAUUGCCCACGUGGCCACCCGGUGAAAGUUUUGCAAGAGGAACCAUUGAUCUAGGAGGAAUAGAAGUGUGUGAAAUAUCAUCUUUCACCAAAGUUUGGGCAACCCAUGAAGGCGGACCGGACAAUCUUGGUGCCACAUUUUUUGAGCCAUCCCCAAUACCUGAUGGAUUCUUCAUGCUUGGUUGCUAUGGCCAACCCAACAACGCACCACUUUUUGGAUGGGUUCUGGCUGCAAAGGAUGUCACAAAUGACCCAUCCGGUGAAAUUCUAAAGCAACCAAUUGACUACACUCUUUAUUGGAGUAGUGAGUCUCUGAAAAUUAAGCAAGAUGGUAAUGGCUAUAUAUGGCUACCAACACCACCUGAUGGAUACAAAGCUAUCGGUCAUGUUGUCACUAGUUCACCUGAGAAACCUUCCCUUGACAAAAUCCGGUGUGUUCGCGCUGAUUUCACUGAUGUAUGUGAGAAUGACUCAUGGAUUUGGGGACAAGAUAACCAAAAUUUCGAUGCAUAUGGUCUUAGACCAACUAGUAGAGGGAUUCAAGAUCUAGGUGUCCCUACUGGCACAUUUAUAGCUCAAAAUGGUGGUGGGGCAUCACCUUCUCUAUCCUGUUUGAAGAAUGUGAAAGCUAAUUUGUGUUGCAUGCCCAUUCAAAGCCAAAUUCAAGCAUUGGUUCAAGCUUACUCUCCAUGGAUUUACCUUCAUCCUGAUGAACAAUACCUUCCCUCCUCAGUGAGUUGGUAUUUCAAACAUGGUGCCCUGUUAUACAAGAAAGGGGAAGAAUCCAAACCUGUUUUGAUUGAACCCACCGGCUCAAACCUCCCCCAAGGUGAUUCAAAUGAUGGUUCCUAUUGGCUUGACCUCCCAACAGAUAAAGCAGCCAAAGAACAAGUCAAGAAAGGCAAUUUACAAGAUGCAGGAGUUUAUUUACACAUAAAACCCAUGUUUGGAGCAACAUUCACUGACAUUGCCAUAUGGGUUUUCUAUCCAUUUAAUGGGCCAGCCAGGGCUAAAGUUGAGUUCAUUAAUAUUUCCUUAGGUAAAAUAGGUGAACAUGUUGGUGAUUGGGAACACGUAACCCUAAGGGUAAGCAAUUUUAAUGGAGAGCUAAAAAGUGUGUAUUUCUCAGAACACAAUGGAGGUAGAUGGGUUAGUGCACCAGAGCUUGAGUUCCAAGGUGGUAACAAACCAGUGACAUAUGCAUCGUUGCACGGCCAUGCUUUUUAUUCAAAACCUGGACUUGUGCUUCAAGGGAGUGAUGGAAUAGGCAUUAGGAAUGACACUGCCAAGAGUAAAAUGGUGAUGAAUACUGGGGAGAGGUUUUUGGAGGUGGCGGCAGAGUACUUGGGAUCGGAAAUUGUUGAACCACCAUGGUUGAACUAUGCUAGGGAAUGGGGUCCCAAAAUUGAGUAUGAUAUUGAAGUUGAGAUCAAGAUGGUGGAGAAGUUGUUGCCUGGAAAGCUAAAAAAAAUGUUUGACAAGUUCAUUAGAAGUCUACCUAGUGAAGUGUUGGGUGAGGAAGGGCCUACUGGCCCCAAAAUGAAAAAUAAUUGGAGCGGAGACGAAAAUUAAUUGAAGCUCCCUUCAUCUCAAAUUGUUAGUGGAUUGUAAUUUGAAAUUUCUUUUAGUUUUAAUUCCCUUCAAUUUUUCACAUUCUAUCAAUGUAAUUCAAUUGGUAACAUUGUUAAAAAAAAGUAGGCAAA